UGAUUGGUCGACUGCUGCUGUUCCGCUUUCCUUGUUGCUGUAUUUGUGUGUGUGCUGCUGUUGGAGCCCGGUCUGACUGUGUGGAGAACAGGAGAAGCUGCUCCUGGUGCCAGCUGACAGGAGGGUGAGCUAAAAAAAAGUCACUAUUCAACAUGACGACAGAAUCGCCACGACGUCCAAGUCGCUGUACAGGAGGAGUCAUGGUUCGGCCUCAGGCUGUUACGGAGCAGUCAUAUAUGGAAAGUGUUGUUACAUUUCUUCAAGAUGUUGUUCCACAGGCUUACAGUGGAUCACCUACUACAGAAGAAAAAGAGAAAAUAGUUUGGGUGCGGUUUGAAAAUUCAGAUUUGAAUGAUACAUACAGGAAUAUGGAGUUUCAUGAAAUGCACAAUACGGGCAACGAACCCCCUUUGCUUUUGAUGAUUGGAUACACAGACGGCCUGCAGAUUUGGAGUAUACCGGUUAGUGGAGAAGCUCAGGAAUUGUUCUCUGUUCGACAUGGUCCAGUACGGUCUGCACGAAUCUUGCCUUCUCCUCAAAUAAGUCCCCAGAAGGCUGACAGUUUUUCUGAAAAGAGACCACUGCUUGGAAUGUGCAAAAGUACAGGUUCUUGCAGUACAAGCCAACCUUUCUGCUGUGUGGAUUUAUACUCUUUACGGACUGGUGAGAUGGUGAAAUCAAUUCAGUUUAAGACACCGAUCUAUGAUUUGCACUGCAACAAAAGGGUGCUUGUGGUGGUGCUGCAAGAAAAAAUUGCUGCUUUUGAUAGCUGCACGUUCACCAAGAAGUUUUUUGUGACAAGCUGCUAUCCCUGUCCUGGGCCAAAUAUGAAUCCUAUUGCUCUGGGGAGUCGCUGGCUUGCAUAUGCGGAAAAUAAGCUUAUCCGAUGCCACCAGUCUCGUGGAGGUGCAUGUGGAGAUAAUAUUCAGUCAUAUACCGCCACAGUUAUAAGUGCUGCCAAGACUCUAAAGACUGGUCUUACAAUGGUUGGAAAAGUUGUUACCCAACUUACUGGUACACUGCCUGCAGGAUCUUCAGAUGAAGACCUAUCAACACAUAGCAACAUCAGGCGUAGUCCUCUUGUUCCGGGAGUUAUCACUAUUAUUGACACAGAGACUGUUGCUGAGGGACAGGUUCUUGUCAGUGAAGAUUCUGAUGGUGAAGGCAUUGUUGCCCAUUUUCCAGCUCAUGAAAAACCAAUCUGUUGUAUGGCAUUUAACCCAAGUGGAAUGUUGCUGGUUACUUCUGAUACACUUGGACAUGAUUUCCAUGUAUUCCAGAUCCUUACUCAUCCUUGGUCUUCUUCCCAAAGUGCUGUUCAUCACUUGUACACUCUGCAUCGUGGAGAGACUGAAGCUAAAGUGCAGGACAUUUGCUUCAGCCAUGACUGUCGAUGGGUAGUGGUGAGCACUCUUCGUGGCACUUCCCACGUAUUUCCAAUAAACCCAUAUGGUGGUCAACCAUGUGUCCGGACACAUAUGUCUCCCCGCGUGGUAAACCGCAUGAGUCGCUUUCAGAAAAGUGCAGGCCUGGAAGAGAUUGAGCAGGAGCUUACUUCAAAGCAAGGGGGCAGAUGCAGUCCUGUGCCAGGUUUGUCCAGCAGUCCAUCUGGGUCUCCCUUACAUGGAAAACUUAACAGUCAAGAAAGCUACAAUAAUUUUACCAAUAAUAACCCAGGAAACCCACGACUCUCACCACUUCCCAGUUUGACAGUAGUGCUACCACUCGUUCAAAUAAAGCAGCCAAUGACAUUGGGAACCAUCACAAAACGCACAGGUCCUUACCUGUUUGGAGCAGGAUGUUUUUCCAUUAAAGCUCCUUGCAAAGCCAAGCCAGCUCCACAGAUUUCCCCAAGCAAGUCAACAGGAGGAGAGUUUUGUGUUGCUGCUGUGUUUGGUUCAUCCCGAUCCUGGUUUGCCAGUAACCAAGGCAUCAAAAGGGACAAAGAUCAGUCCAAGCAAUAUGUGGUGGAAUCAUUGUACAUCAUAAGCUGUUAUGGAACGCUAGUAGAACAUGUGUUGGAACCUCGACCUCUGAGCACUGCACCGAAGAUAAGUGAUGACACACCUCUGGAAAUGUGGACCUCGCCACGUGCCAGCUGGACUCUAGUUAGGACUCCUCAAUGGAAUGAACUACAGCCACCGUUUAAUGCAAACCAUCCUUUGUUAUUGGCCUCUGAUGUGGUACAAUACUAUCAAUACCUGCUAGCUGGCUUGGUGCCACCUGAAAGUCCUGGCCCCCUCACACGGCAUGGAUCUUAUGAUAGCUUGGCCUCAGACCACAGUGGCCUGGACGAUGAAGAAUGGCUUUCACAGGUGGAGAUAGUCACACAUACAGGACCUCACAGAAGACUGUGGAUGGGACCUCAGUUUCAGUUUAAGACUAUCCAUCCCUCUGGCCAAACAACUGUGAUUUCUUCUAGCUCCUCGGUCCUCCACUCACAUGGUCCAAGUGACACCCCACAGCCAUUGCUGGAAUUUGAUACAGAUGAUCUUGAUCUAAACAGCCUUAGAAUCCAACCUGUCCGCUCUGAGCCUGUAAGCAUGCCAGGGUCUCCCCGGCCUACUGUCGAUCGAAGGGGAGGUUCAACAGUUAUUGAUGCCAGCUCAGGUGCCUAUGACAGAAGUGUGACACUGCUGGAAGUAUGUGGUAGCUGGCCAGAGAACUUUGGCUUACGCCAUAUCUCUUCAAUUGAAAGCACCGAUGAGGGUCUCCGUGAACGGCUGGCUGAUGCCAUGUCUGAAUCUCCAAACCGAGACGUAGUGGUAUCAGGAACAGGUACAAAAAAGAGAACUUCAGCGAGACGGAAGCAUAGAGACCCUAAGUAACAGUUCUGGAUCUACCAGUGGCAGUAUACCAUGCAACUUUGAUGGUUAUAGGACAACUCUCCCAUGCAAUGAAAAUCAACCUUUAAGCCUCUAUCCCUCAGGACUUCUGUGAAAUGCAAUGUAACCGAAUAGAGGUUUAUUGUUUUAAUGCAACAUAAUAGCUUACUUUCUUUGAUCUUUAUUGCUAUCCAUGUCACCAAUAGCUUAGAGCAUUUAGGGUACAAUUGGAAAUAUUAGAACAGGAAUGGUUUGUCCUUGUGUUCUCUGGACUUGCUUGAGUAGUAGUACACAGACAAUCGUAAUGUGAUUUCUGCCUGCAUAGGUAAAGUGCAGUGGCAUGAAAUAUACACUGGCAAUUAUGGGACAUGUAUUUAUUUAGAGAUAUAACUAAAAGGGAAAUGCACACUCAUAUUGAACAAUAUUACUGUAAUUUCAUAGCCUACAUAUAUACAAUUGUGCUAAUGAUUCCCUAUGAGAUAAAUACAAGGAGUUAAGCCACUGUAUCUCCACUUUGUUAUAGCGGUAACCAAGGUGAAUGUUUGUGUAAUAAUAACCAAUAUUAGUUCAGGCUAGAAGGUCCUCAUUUACUUUGAGCCUAGGAUCAUGAUUGUAACAUUUCCACACACUUUUUCCAUUAUAGCUGACACAGCUUUGUUGUAAAGACAUGGAUAUUUUUAACAAAUUUAUCCUAUUAUGACAUGAAUUCCUGUCCUUGGAAUCCUGAUGUUCUCUUCCAAGGCAGUGGCUCUGUUAUUUUUUCCAAAUGGGAUAGACAGCUUUAAUCUAAGGGGAUCAAGUUGUGGUAAAAGAAAUAGACACAAUGAAGAGGAGAAGUCAUUUGGUUCCUCAUUGCCACUGGAGAUAUGUAUCAUUUAGAGUGAAAAGUCUAUUCUAUUCCGGGGCUAUAAUACUGCAUGCCGUGGGGUGUUUGUUCUAUAUCUAUUUCUAUUGCUCUUUAUUAGUAUUAUAGGAUGAUUUCUUCAACAACUGGUGUGCAUAUGCCUUGUUCCUUUUAUUACCUAUCUUGCACAAUCCUAGGUAACAAAUAUAUUCUGAAAUGUCAAUUUUCUGCCUGUGAAAAUCAUGAAUAUUAAAAAUGAACAAUAGUAUUGCUGAUAAUAUAAACUUAAAGGGGUCUUUCAAUUUAUUUAAAAAACAAAAAAGAAACACAAGUACAAAUUGUUAUUCUUGUAAAAUAGUAAAGUGCAGCAUACUCAACUUGCCGGCCCACCCUCAGCGCACUGGUCUGCCCUAGUCCUUCUGUUUAUCGGGCUCUGACAGGUCUGCUGCUGAUGUUCAGGAAAGUAUGCUGUAGUUUGCCAUUUUACAGGCAAACUUUUUUUUUUCCCAAUAAAUCCUAAUACUCCUUUAAUAGCAUCUAUCAUGGUAUUCUAAAGGGGUUGUCCAGGUCUGAUUUUUAAUCCUGAAACCUUGCCAUUCUUGUCAAUGAGCUAUUUCUGAUAUUGCAGCUCACCCCUAUUUACAUGAUUUUGACCGAAUUGUAAUUCCAAACAAAGCCCUGGACAACCCAUAAAAUAAAUUUUUUACUGUUGCCAUAAAGUACUUUGAAGAAUCUGACAACCAAUCUCAUCUAUUCAUCAAUGUGUGAUCAUACAUCUUCAAAUAGUUGACUGCAUGAUAGCAAAAUACAUUGCAAUAGAAUCUUUUUUUGUGGGCAGCUAAUGUCUUAGCAAAAUGUCUUAACAAAACCAAGUAGAUAUGUGAAAGCAUUUGUUGUCAUUCAGAUGUAUUGCUACACACUAAGCAUAAUGGACUUUAUUAAAGGAGUACUCCACUGAAACACAUGAUUUUAAAAAAAUCAACUGGUGCCAGAAAGUUAAACAGAUUAGUAAAUUAGAAAAUCCGAGAAGGAGAGAGCCCACCAAGUAGCACCCCAAGUAGGUGGAAAAAGCAAACAUACGAUACCCCCAGGUAACUGUGAGGAGCGUCCGGACUCACUUCAAUAUAUACGCAGCACCUGCAGGGUGCACACACUAGGUGAAGUGUCGGAAUAUGCAAAAACAAAGAGAAAGUAUGCACUCACCGCAGGUUAGCUGCUACGGGCUCCGAGUCCGGG
Molecule: messenger RNA, 4905 nt
Organism: Hyla sarda
Lineage: Eukaryota; Metazoa; Chordata; Amphibia; Anura; Hylidae
Gene: BCAS3
Product: BCAS3 microtubule associated cell migration factor
Exons: 25
Coding region: 153-2828 (891 amino acids)
Biological process (GO): autophagy; response to starvation
Cellular component (GO): cytoplasm
Molecular function (GO): protein binding
Source: RefSeq, a predicted model, not a curated record